Nicotiana attenuata is the source of this 4652-nucleotide messenger RNA. RefSeq names its product DExH-box ATP-dependent RNA helicase DExH6-like. Bases 222 to 3854 code for a protein of 1210 amino acids. The transcript has 16 exons. Gene Ontology annotation, cellular component: intracellular anatomical structure. The record is from RefSeq and is a predicted model, not a curated record. Lineage: Eukaryota; Viridiplantae; Streptophyta; Magnoliopsida; Solanales; Solanaceae. Gene Ontology annotation, molecular function: RNA binding; ATP binding.
AGGAAAAAAAAAAAAAACAUUUAUGACAAGUCUAGACAGAGAGCAGAAGGGCAAAGAGGAACUUAAGCAGCGCCGCGAAGAGGAAGAUAAAUCGUACAAGAAAACUGAACAAACGUACAUUGCAGAAUAUCCCGCUCCAACUUUUUGAUUAUAAUUAUAAUUAUAUAUAGCCCCUGAAAAAACAAAUAGAAUCAGAUUUUGAGUUUAGAAUAGAACAGAAAAUGGCGUCAACAGCUACAGGAGCUUCACCAUCAUCAUCUGGGUUUGGUAAAAAGAGGCAAAAGAAAGGGCAAAGACAACAAGAGGUUACAAAUGUUGCAGAAUCCACUCGGAUUCGGGUCGCCCAAGUUCUUGAACAGUUCCGUGCUUCUAAUGAUGAAGUGUAUACAUUCGAAUCAAACCUUUCAAAUCGCGACAGAGCUGCAGUUCAUAUGUUAUGCCGGAAAAUGGGUAUGAAAUCCAAAAGUUCUGGGCGUGGGGAUCAACGUCGUAUAUCUAUUUUCAAGACUAAAAAUACAGUGGAGACACUGGAAGGAAAGGAUGCACUAAGUUGUUUUAAAUUUUUUGGAGAAGCAAAAGAUGUUCUACAGGAUUUAUUUACAAGAUAUCCACCCGAUAAUGGGGAGACAAGUGAACUAGCAGUUGGGAAACACAGUAAGAAAGUUGAUAAAUAUCGAGGAAAUAAGGAUGAUAUGUUCUGUAAACCUGCAAUGAACAAGUCUGAAAUUGCAAAAAGGGUGGAGUCACUUGCUUCAAGAAUAGAAAAUACCCCAAACCUGAGACAGAUUACAGUACAGAGGUCUAAGCUUCCAAUUGCUUCCUUCAAGGAUGUCAUUACAUCAACAGUUGAAUCUAAUCAGGUGGUCUUGAUCUCUGGUGAAACUGGAUGCGGAAAAACUACACAGGUCCCCCAAUUUAUUUUGGAUCAUAUGUGGGGUAAAGGUGAGACAUGUAAAAUUGUAUGUACUCAGCCCCGACGAAUUUCUGCCACAUCAGUUUCUGAGAGAAUCUCUGCUGAAAGAGGCGAAAGUGUUGGCGACACUGUUGGUUACAAGAUACGGCUGGAAAGCAGAGGUGGGAAGCACUCAUCAAUUGUGUUUUGUACCAAUGGGGUUCUACUGAGGAUCCUGGUUACCAAAGGAAGUGCCAGCUUCAACAAGAAAGCUCCCAGGAAAAUGGGCACGAAUGACAUUUCUGAUAUAACCCACAUCAUUGUGGACGAAAUUCAUGAAAGGGAUCGCUACUCCGAUUUCAUGCUCGCGAUUCUCAGGGACUUGCUUCCGUCAUAUCCAAAUUUGCGUCUGGUUCUGAUGAGUGCUACACUUGAUGCUGAACGCUUUUCAAAAUACUUUGGCGGCUGCCCAGUUAUCCGAGUCCCAGGAUUUACUUAUCCUGUAAAAACGUUUUAUCUUGAGGAUGUACUUUCUAUUGUAAAGUCAACUGAAAAUAAUCACCUUGAUUCCACCUCAACCACUGCCAUGUCCGAGGAGUCAACAUUAACUGAGGAGUACAAAAUUGCCUUAGAUGAAGCAAUUAGUUUGGCUUUUUCAGAUGAUGAUCUUGAUCCCCUUUUAGAUCUAAUAUCUUCGGACGGGGGACCAGAAGUGUUCAAUUAUCAGCAUUCUUUGAGUGGAGUGACACCAUUGAUGGUGUUUGCUGGAAAAGGCUGUAUUGGUGACAUUUGCAUGCUCCUCUCUUUUGGUGCUGACUGCCAUUUACGUGCUAAUGAUGGAAAAAGUGCUCUAGAUUGGGCUGAACGGGAGAAUCAGAAAGAAGCUGCUGAACUAAUUAAAAAACACAUGGAGAAAUCAUCUUCCAAUUGUGAGGAGCAGCAUUUACUUGACAAAUACCUAUCAACAGUUGACCCUGAACUGAUUGAUGAUGUCCUUAUUGAGCAACUAUUAAGAAAAAUAUGUAUAGACUCAGAGGACGGAGCAAUCCUUGUUUUUCUCUCUGGUUGGGAGGAUAUUAACAGAACACGAGAGAGAUUACGCUCAAGCCAGUACUUCAAAGAUACGUCUAAGUUUUCAGUAAUCGCUCUCCAUUCUAUGGUUCCAGCUGUGGAGCAAAAGAAGGUCUUUAGACGCCCUCCACCAGGCUGCCGCAAAAUUGUUCUUUCAACUAAUAUUGCUGAAACUGCCAUUACCAUUGAUGAUGUUGUUUAUGUAAUAGACAGUGGACGAAUGAAAGAAAAAAGUUAUGACCCUUAUAAUAAUGUAUCAACGCUUCAAUCUUCUUGGGUCUCAAAAGCUAGUGCAAAGCAAAGAGAGGGUCGUGCUGGGCGCUGCCAGCCAGGAAUUUGUUAUCAUCUUUAUUCAAAACUCCGAGCAGCUUCAUUGCCUGAUUUCCAGGUUCCUGAGAUUAAGAGGAUUCCUAUAGAGGAAUUAUGUCUUCAGGUCAAGCUUCUUAACCCUGAUUGCAAGAUAGAAGAAUUUCUGAAGAAGACACUUGACCCUCCGGUUUACGAGACCAUACGUAAUGCAAUCAUUGUUCUGCAAGAUAUUGGGGCGUUAUCAGUUGAUGAGAAACUUACAGAGCUUGGUGAAAGGCUAGGGUCUUUACCAGUUCAUCCUCUUACAAGCAAGAUGCUGUUAAUUGCUAUAUUAUUGAACUGCCUUGAUCCAGCAUUGACGUUGGCCUGUGCUUCUGACUAUAGAGAUCCAUUUACCCUACCUAUGUUGCCAAAUGAGAAGAAGAGAGCUUCAGCUGCAAGAGCCGAGUUAGCCUCAUGGUAUGGUGGAAGAAGUGAUCAAUUAGCAGUUGUGGCUGCAUUUGAGGGCUGGAAAAGUGCGAAAGAAAGUGGCCAAGAGUCGAGGUUUUGUUCUACGUACUUUAUAUCCUCAAGUACUAUGAACAUGUUAUCAGGAAUGCGUAAACAACUGCAAUCUGAACUCUUGAGGAAUGGGUUUAUUCCAGGAGAUGGAUCUUCCUGUAGCCUUAACGCACAGGAUCCAGGCAUAUUACAUGCUGUUCUUGUUGCUGGUUUGUACCCUAUGGUUGGAAGACUGCUUCCGCCUCUGAAAGGUGGUAAGAGGGCUGUCAUAGAGACUGCAGGUGGCGAUAAAGUUCGAUUGCACCCUCAUUCUACUAACUUUAAGCUUUCAUUCAAAAAAUUCUUUGAUCGACCAAUAAUUGUAUAUGAUGAGAUAACACGUGGUGAUGGAGGUCUUCAUAUAAGGAACUGUAGUGUCAUUGGGCCACUCCCACUUUUGUUGCUGGCAACAGAGAUUGUAGUGGCUCCUGGAAAUGAAGAAGAUGAUGAUGAUGAUGACGACAAUGAUGAUGAUGGAAGUGAUUACGAAGAUGCUGAUGAGGACGAUGGUGAGGAAGAUAAUAUUAAAGCGGAUCAAGGAGAGAAAGUUAUGUCUUCUCCUGAAAAUACAGUUAAGGUCAUUGUUGAUAGGUGGAUUCCUUUCAAGUCGACAGCUCUUGAUGUUGCUCAAAUUUACUGCCUGAGAGAGCGAUUAGCUGCAGCAAUUUUAUUCAAGAAUGUUAUGCAGGUCUCACAUCCUGGAAAAGUUCUUCCUGAGAAUCUUGCAGCCUCUGUAUAUGCAAUGGCUUGCAUCCUCUCGUACAAUGGGAUGGCAGGUAUCUCAUCGCUGCUGGAGCCUGUGGACUCGCUUACUACAAUGGUCGGUGCUACUGAGAUUGGUCAGCCUGAUCGUGGGAGUUAUAAUGGAAUGGAUAUGAAUCCCAACAAUUCUCUCAGUUCACCUAUGUACCACGGCCAGCAUCAGCGCUCCUAUACACCUCAUCAAAGAGGCGGCAUUCAUAUAUCAAAGGGAUCGUUCAUGCAUGGAGGAGGAACCAUGAAAAGAGAUCAUCCUAAACGGCAGCGUGGAAAUGGAUCUUGACAAAACUGGUUUUGGUUGAUCUAUCCACACAUUAAGAGAGAGAGUUCUCUCUUCACAGAAACAACUGGAAUUUAAUCCUAAAAUGAGGUUUGCUACAUCAAAGGGACGAUGGAUGGGGGUAUUAAGCUGCUGAAAUAGAGACCGGCUAUUAAGCUGUUGAAAUAGAGGCGAUAUUCUAGUUGCUAACUGGAUGCAGCCAUUAUUACACCGUAGCACUAGUUUUGCUACUGCUCUUACGAGGAAUUGAAGAAGUGCUCUUUGUGUUGGGACUGGAUUCUCCCCUCGCUUUCAGCUUCGAUGUAGACUUGAAGUCAGUUCUGCAAUUAAAUUUUAUGUCAACUGUGCCUGCUGCUUGAUAGGUAACUCCAAAGCUGAACAGUGAGCUGAGCCAUCUCCGCUACUCAAAAAGUUGCUUCUACAUUCCUGUACAAGUCCAUUUUCCGGUAGCCCUUAAUGUAGAGUUUCAGGUUUCUGUUUCCUAACCACAUAGGUCCUAUGGACCCAGAGAUGGUGAUAAAGUGAAAUCCUCCCAUUAGCAAACUAAUCAAAAAUCAAGGACAACUAACCUAUACAAGUGAAAAAUGUACUGGUUAAGUACUAAGAUCUUGUCUUUUAUAGCUAUGUCCAUCUUUAUUUAGUAUGUCCAUUUGCCAGUUUGAAGUAGCGUGAAUUAGUGAUCUAUAUAGCUACAUUCAUCUUUAUUAGAAUGUUGAUGUGCCAAUUUUAAGUGGUAUUCAUAGAAUCUUGUACUAAUAUUUUUAACUUAGUAUUGGCCAACUCUUAUUGCUCCAAGUUUGA